AUGACCGACCAAGGUUUCGUAACCCAGGAGAUCAUCGAUUACCCCUACGCUGGCUCAGGAACAGAACAAGAUCCUUUCGUCAUGGAAUGGAUCCCCAACGAUCCCAGAAAUCCCAUGCAAUUCAAUCCUCGCAUCAAAUGGCUCUACACCGUCAUUGUUGCAUUUGCGAUCUUGGCCGUCUCACUGGCCUCUUCCGCAUAUGCAGGUUCUAUAUCCGAGGUACUCAAAGAUAUGGAUGUUAGUGAGGAAGUCGCUACUUUGGGUGUCUCUCUUUUCGCUCUUGGAUUUGCGGUACGGCCACUUCUCUGGGCCCCUCUCAGCGAGCUUGUCGGACGUCAAGUUGUCUUUUUGAUUACUUUCAUGGCUCUCUCGUCUUUCUGUGCUGGCGCAGCUGGAUCUCAGAAUGUCUGGACUCUGAUUAUCCUCCGCUUUUUCGCCGGCUCUUUUGGUUCAUCGCCCUUUACCAAUGCCGGUAGAGUCAUUGCCGAUAUCUUUGCUGCCGACCAGCGCGGUCUGGCAACGAGUCUCUUUGCUGGUGCCCCUUUCCUCGGUCCCUCGCUGGGCCUGUGCCUUAUAUGGAUGGUCGAAACUAUGGUUAUUCCAGAAACAUAUGCACCUGUCUUGCUAAGGAAACGGGCUCAGCGUCUUUCGUCCAUCACCGGCUGCGUGUAUCGUAGCAAGAUGGAGAUUGAUCGAGGUAAAGUGUCUGCGCGUGAGGCCUUCAGCGCGGCACUGAGCCGACCAUGGAUUCUUCUACUUGCCGAACCGAUCGUUCUUCUGCUCUCGAUUUAUAUGGCUUUUGUGUAUGGAACACUUUAUAUGCUUUUCGACGCCUUUCCAAUUGCCUUUCAAGAGAUUCGUGGCUGGAGUGAAGGUAUUGGUGGCUUACCAUUCCUCUCGGUCUUGAUCGGGAUGAUGGUCGCUGUGGCACUUAACAUGUACGACAACAAGUGCUAUAUUCGCAUUCACAAGAAGCAUCACGGAUUUGCCCCACCAGAGGCUCGUCUGCCUCCUUCCAUCCUAGGUGGCCUCGCUAUUCCUAUCGGCCUGUUCUGGUUUGCCUGGACGAAUUCUCCAUCGAUCCCGUGGAUUGUCUGUGUGCUUGCUACCGCUCCCUUCGGCUUGGGUAUGGUCCUAGUUUUUCUGGGGAUCAUGAACUAUCUCAUCGACUCGUACACCAUCUACGCUGCGUCGGUUCUUGCUGCGAACUCCAUUAUUCGCUCGUGUUUUGGUGCAGUUUCUCCGCUAUUCACUACAUACAUGUACCAUAACCUCGGCAUGCACUGGGCAUCGUGUAUUCCAGCCUUCCUUUCUCUUGCCUGUGUCCCAUUCCCCUUCAUUUUCUACCGCUAUGGCCCUGCCAUUCGACAAAAGUGCAAAUAUGCGGCGGAGGCAGAUGCAUUUAUGCGCUCAUUGACCAAGAAGGCCUAUGACCAAGACCACGAGCCUGAAAAGGAGAUUGAUGUUGAGCCAAUUACCAAUGUCGAUGAAAGCAAAGAUGAAACGGCAGACUCAAACGAGAUUGCACGAGAAAGCGCCUCAAUAAGCUCUCAAUCGACAUUGGAGCGUACAGAGACAGUCUAUGACGCGAACCCCUAUGAUAUUGACCAUGUGAACACGCAUAAUUCCGCCAUCACUCAGACCUCCAGACGUGUCAAAAGUCGGUGGAACAUGUUUAGCUUCGGCCAUAAGUGA
Molecule: messenger RNA, 1695 nt
Organism: Penicillium subrubescens
Lineage: Eukaryota; Fungi; Ascomycota; Eurotiomycetes; Eurotiales; Aspergillaceae
Product: MFS transporter
Exons: 2
Coding region: 1-1695 (564 amino acids)
Biological process (GO): transmembrane transport
Molecular function (GO): transmembrane transporter activity
Source: RefSeq, a predicted model, not a curated record